Molecule: messenger RNA, 1365 nt
Organism: Myripristis murdjan (pinecone soldierfish)
Lineage: Eukaryota; Metazoa; Chordata; Actinopteri; Holocentriformes; Holocentridae
Gene: polr1e
Product: RNA polymerase I subunit E
Exons: 12
Coding region: 1-1251 (416 amino acids)
Biological process (GO): DNA-templated transcription
Molecular function (GO): DNA binding
Source: RefSeq, a predicted model, not a curated record
AUGGCCGCCGCAUGUACGCUGGUGUGUUGUGAAGAGGAGAGAGAAGAAGAUAAAGCGGUUAUUGUCCAGUUUUCAAAUGGCAGUGUCAAAAACGCAGACAAGUUGGACUUCACCUUCUACAAGAACACAGAUGAGAGCAACCCCAGGAAAAAGAGCAGACGGAUGUUGGUUGCCGAAUCAGGCAGAUUGUCCUAUGUUGGGAGUAAUUUUGGAGUGGGGUCCUUGAAAUGCAACAACCUUUGCAAGUAUUAUGUAGGAGUGUUGAACAGACAGACAAUGCAGAUGGAGGUGCACAGCGCUCAGCUCUUCAACAUGCAACCUGUCAUACCAGGGGAGACAACAGAGACUGGACAAUCUCAGGACAGUAGUCAGACCUACAGAGAGAAGGUUGACUCUCUGAUUGAGGCAUUUGGUACUAACAAGCAGAAGAGAGCGCUGACCUCCCGCAGACUCAAUCAGGUGGGCAGUGAGACCCUGCAUCAAGCUGUGGCGAAGGCUGCCAACAGUGUGAUUGAGCAGAAGGGCUUGGAAGCCCUGCAGCAGGAAGUUGCUGAUACAGAGUCCCAGGGUGAUGUAGCAUUCAACAUGCCUCCCUGCAACGCAGACGCAGACAAACCUGAGGAUGUUUACCAGUUUGACGAUCUACUGGAUCCAGUGGAGUAUGGGGCUUUGCAGGAAGCUGGUGACAAGAUGGCUUCGCUCACUCCUGCAGAGCUGCAGAAGAUGAGAGAUGAUGGAAGGUGUAUGUGUGUGGUGAAGCAGCUAGAGACGCUGCCAAGUGAUGAGGAUGCCAGGGAGAAAAGGACACGAUGCGCUUUCUUCCUUUCUCUACUCCUCAAAGUAGCACGGCAGAAGAGCAUCACCCGCAAGUUUAUGCAGGAGGAAGGCUGCCCUCGCAUCAUCCAGAGCAAACUGAUGAAAAUGUUCACUGUGGAGACCUUCAACAAGGGCAUGGUCCAGAACAUGGUGUCUACAACAAUGCGUGCCAAAGUGGCAGCAUACUCUUUAGCCCUACUGCUGCAUAUGGGUCACAUGACUGCCAACCUCACACUGCUGCACCGUGAUCUGGGAAUCACAGAGGCCAGAAUGGUUGAAGUUGCCAAGAUGAUGGGGCUGACACUCAGUAGGCCUGCCAGGGUGAAGGCUGAUGACAGUGAGCUGCGAGAUGACCACAGACUGGCCUCACUUGUUCUUCCUCUGGUCAAAUAUGAACAGCUCACAGAGAGAAGGAAACGCAAGAAAAUGCGGUAGAGACUGAGAUGGGGGAAAAAUCAAGAGAUGUGAUCUUUGAAAAACCUCAAAGCAUAGUGUGCUUAUUAAUGUAUGGUGUAAACAAAUAAUAAAAAAAGCUCACUGUACAAGAUA